GAAAGCAGCUGCACAUGCCUUACUUGGAUCUCCGUAACAUUAAUCAUGUUUGGAACAUCAGUCGCUUUGUCAAUAUUUUAUUAUUGUGUACCGCGACUAAUAAGACAUAUGAAAACAGAGUCAAAGCCCUCACUGUUAGAACAACUUAAGGAAGCAUGCCGAGAUGGCGAUGUGGACAAGUACUUUACAUUAAAAGAGCGGGACAACAGUCUGUUAUCUGCAUAUGUUGAUAAGAAUGGAUGGAGUUUACUACAUCAUGCAGCGUAUGGAGGAAGUGAAAUAAUUUUUAAAGAUUUGCUUGAACAAAAAGAUUUUGAUAUACAUAAAAAAACAAAGUCUUCAAAAACUGUUUUACAUAUAGCUGCAAAAGAAGGCAGAAAAGAAAUAUGCAGACUAAUCAUCGAUAAUACAGAAUAUGAAAAUCUUCUUGAUAUGAAAAACGAUAAAGAUAUGAAUGCAGGGCAUAUUGCAGCCAGAUAUGGACAAACUGAUAUCAUAGAAAUGUUGAUGAAAACAAGAUGUGACUUGCUGGAAAAGGUUGGACCCCUUCUCGAAAACAUUGCUAUAUUCGCAUGCAAAGGCAGAAGUCUAGAAACGAUGACAUUUAUAGGCAGCCAUCAAAAUCUAAAAGUUGCCUUGCAUGAGAAAAAUUAUCAGGGCUGGAACGUUGCACACUAUGCAGCAAAAAGUGGGAAUUGCGAGAUUCUGGAGUAUUUAAUCGCGGAGGAAGGAGUUGACUGUAUAAAUGAAUCAACGGAUGAAAAGAAAAACUGUCUUCAUACUGCAUGUGAAAAUGGUCAUUAUGAAGCCUGCAAGUGUUUGAUUAAAAAUAAUUCUGGUUUAUUACAUUUAAGAGAUAUCAAUAGAAACCAUGCCGGACAUUACGCUGCAAAGAAUGGAAAUAUCACGAUAAUAAAGUAUUUAAAGGAUCAAGGACUUGAUUUAGAAUUAACAAAUAAGGAAAAUGUGAAUAUACUGCAUAUAUCCUGCUUGCAUGCACACUUGGAACUGUUUAAGUAUUUAGCAAAAGAAUUCCCAAGACUUUUAAAUCAGAAAAGUAACAAAUCUAAGAAUGCAGUUUUAUUCGUCAUGCAGCGGAAAGACGAUGAAGAUAAACGUAUAAAAAUUCUGUCUUACCUAGUUAAUAGAGGACUUGAUGUUUAUCACGUACCUGCUUCUGGUAAAUCGGCAUUGUACCUGGCCUGCAAGAACAGGGCAUAUUCUCUCUGUGAACAUUUGUUGAAAAACUACCCCAAAUUUUAUGAUAUUGAUGAGGGAGACUUGACCGCUAUAGAAGCAGCUGACAAUGAUAGCAGAAUAAAAGUAUUAUUCAGCAAAUACGAUCCGAAACACAAAACCUCAUCAAGAUACGUGGAGAAAAUUUGCAUAAUAUUGUAAACAUUGAUUUUCAUUUUUUAUCUUCAGUGCAAUAUUUAAAUUAAUUAAUUAAUGGGGCUGACCAAAAAGCGUUAUGAUCCCAAGAAAUAUUGAUGCUGUGAAUACAAUGAUAACAGAAGAUGCAAGAUACACAGUGGAAAAUAUUUCAAGGUCCCUCCAGGUUUCAACGGGAACAGUUCACAAAAUUAUAACAAAAAAACUUAAUCUUGGGAAAGUUUCAGCCAGGUGGUUGCCUCAUUUUGCCUCCAGAUUGGCCAUUGGCAGUGCCAUCUAUCUACCUUUUAGGUAUAUAUGUACAUAAAGACGAUUAUGCUGAGUUCUCCUGGUCUUGGAUAAAGAGAAUUGAAAGAUGUAAUAAAGUAAAUGGGGGAUAUUUU
Messenger RNA from Saccostrea cuccullata (small rock oyster), 1775 nucleotides. RefSeq names its product putative ankyrin repeat protein RF_0381. The record is from RefSeq and is a predicted model, not a curated record. Gene Ontology annotation, molecular function: protein binding. Bases 46 to 1398 code for a protein of 450 amino acids. The transcript is spliced from 2 exons. NCBI's taxonomy places the organism in Eukaryota, Metazoa, Mollusca, Bivalvia, Ostreida, Ostreidae.